Molecule: messenger RNA, 2493 nt
Organism: Neohortaea acidophila
Lineage: Eukaryota; Fungi; Ascomycota; Dothideomycetes; Mycosphaerellales; Teratosphaeriaceae
Exons: 1
Coding region: 423-2390 (655 amino acids)
Source: RefSeq, a predicted model, not a curated record
UUGGUCGCGUGCUAUUGGCUGACGCGGCAGAUUGGUGGGGAUCUGCUGCCUGUCACAAACGAGAGGACAUACGUGCAUGAUCAUGACAGUGUGAGCCUUGGGUUGGAUUACAUACUCACGACUCGACGGAGAGCGAGGAGCGACGACGAUGGUGACUCCGCUGCUGCGAUGUAUGCAGUGAUGUUGUAGCCCCGACUGCCGAUGAACACCCGACUGACUUCACAUCUCCCACUGAAACUCCGGCAAUCCUGGUGCCUAUCACGUCAAGCACGUCUACCUUAAUAUGCCACAUGCUGACACAACAGCCUAUACGAAGCGUAAAACCCCUUUCUCCGUGGAGCCACCAUAUCACUCGGGCAUAUUUGCACACCCUACCACGCUGAUGUUUAGACCAACCUACCACUCCUUGGGUCGGGAGAACGAUGCUUCGCCAUACCCUCGGCGCCUUGAUACUAUGCGCCUCAGCUGUCCACGGACAAGGCCUACAACGAGUCCUUUCCCCAAAUAAUGACCUCUCCGGACUAAACUUUUCGUCUCCGACCGACAAUAAUCUCCCCCGACUGAACUUCUCUUCCCCAUCACCACUCAUCUUCCACUCCACCUUUGCCCUGCUGCAACAAUGGCCAAACACCUUCUUCGAAUACGGCCACACCAUCGCGCCUUGCAAAGUCCCCAAAGGCACCAAUCUCUACCACGCCUCCUCGGACGGCAAGCGCCCGCCCGAGCCCGAGUUCCUCGCCUUCGACCCGGAAAUGGCAUACUGGAUCCUCGGAACCACGCCCGACUCGCACAUGUUCACCUAUCGCACACGACGAGAAGUUCAGUGCUUGUACUUCGAUGGCUCCAGCGCUUCUCUUCGCCGCGACGGCAGUAUGGACAGUCAGAUGGCCUUCCUCUACAACUCCACGUACAACAUCCCGCCCAAGCCUAUCCUUGAGCUGCCGCCGGAAUUCCGCAAUUUGACUGGUAACAAGACCUUCUUCAACGACAUUGCUCUGGAGUACACUCGAGCAGAGAAACUGUGCGACUUCAUCCACAAUCACAGCCUGGGUGGCCCGGGCUGGGGCUACGAAGGCGUUGUCAGGAUGAAUACCGGGUUCGAGAUGAUCUGGUGCAACUUCUCUUCUCCGUCUGUCGAGUUGGUCUCCCGGCUCAACGUCUCCGCGCCUCGUCUUGAAGAAGUUCCGUCCCGCUGGACACAUCUGGGACAUGUUCCAGAGACAUUUGUGGUGAAAGGGAGGAAGAAGAGGGGGAAGAAGCAAAUACCAGGUCUUACCUUUGACAACCCUUUCGCGGUGAACGGCGGGGUAUACUCGUGGUGGCAUGCCGCUACCAAACGUUACGGCUUCGGGAACGGCCAAUAUGGACGAGGGGAGACUCGGGUGAGACUCGACUCUUGUACUUUGUUCACCCUGUACGAUCCCGGGAUGCAGGAUCAGGAGAGCGCACGCGUCAUGGACGAGCGUAAAUCACUGAAUUUGACAAAGGAGGGCUACUGGAUGGCUCCUCGGGAAGACAACGAACGAGACGCGGCACUCAAGACGCUGAGCAGGAGAAGGCAAGCGCAGCGUGCGCACAACGUCAGUGAGGCUGACGGCUUAUACAUGCGAGGGGCUGUGGAACAGCGAAUGCGACUGCUCUUGUCAACAGAGAAAGAGCAGCACUGCAGCGGCAUCGACUGGAUCGAAAUCGCCCGCGACAUCGUCAGCGCAUACAGCAUCGAGCUGUACAAUCUGCUGAAGCGGCUCGAGUUCUUCGGCCAGCUCGGUCCCGAAGAUGCUCGUCUUUGGCUGAGCGAUAUCAGACAUGCAAGCCACUUGGUCUUCAUGCCCUUCUACGAAUACCCGGACAUUACCAAAUCCACACUGCAGGAGGCGUUUGCCGUCAACGCUUCCAACUCCCAAUCCGCUCUCCAUCGCUGCAAAACGCAAUACGCCCCCUUCGAAGCGGAAGAGCUGUCCGACAGCGAAAGGCUAACCUCCCACGCCAUCUCCGACGUCCUCUCGGCAAUCUGCACAACAAUGCUCCCUAUCUUCCUCCAAACAGAGCGCAUCUGGCUCGCAAACUUCAACAACUUCUCCGCUCCACCCGUAGUCACGCCCGCCGUGCCCCUUUGGCACGAACUCCAAACCGCUACGUCGCACAACAUUCAAGCAAUAGAGGAGCUGAUGGCAUGGCUGGGGUGGAUAGAUCAAUGGACUGCUUGCGAUCCUGGGUGUGCUCUUGGCCAGGUGUGUUAUAUUCCGAUCUGGCCUGCGCUUGCGAUGGGAGGGAUUUUGAAGGGUGGAAUGAAGGGACAUGAGGAUUUGGAUGAGGCGGACGGGUCGCUGGAUCGGUAUCUUUGGGAGCCGACUUGUGUUGACUUUCAUCACUUUCCACCUGGUUGGUGAGAAUGUAUAGAGAAGAUUAGAAUAAUGUACAGUACCUACUUUUCAGGACGUCUGCACGUGACUUGGUCUGUGCUAGAAUGAUCCGCCAAUUUCAUGCCUUGAA